Molecule: messenger RNA, 414 nt
Organism: Soboliphyme baturini
Lineage: Eukaryota; Metazoa; Nematoda; Enoplea; Dioctophymatida; Soboliphymatidae
Source: the annotation of a GenBank genome assembly
CUAACGUUAGGCUGUAUGCUUACAUUUGCAUUAAUGCAGCGCGCAUUCUCCAAGCCUGAGCUUCAUCAUACAAAUUCCUUCUCCGUCGACACCACCAUCAGUCAUUCAGGGGUCAGCAGUGUCACCGAAUUUCCUCGCGAUUCAGAAGUUAUAGAGGUGUUCAACUGCACAGCCGAAAGGACAAGCAAGUGCAAGAAGAUCGGUAGUUUUUCACUAAUUAAUGCUAUCUGUUCCAGAUAUCGGCUGAGCCUCCUGAAGCCGAUUGUUAAAGCACUUCAGAUAUCGAACAAGGUUUCGAUAAGAGUGGACAGCCGCGGGUUUCUUUCAAUGCAGUAUUUGAUCGAUGUUGGAGGGGAGACGACUUUCAUCGAGUUCUUCUUCCAUGGCGCAACAGUGCCAAUCCUUCAACAGUAG